Molecule: messenger RNA, 1492 nt
Organism: Cuscuta campestris
Lineage: Eukaryota; Viridiplantae; Streptophyta; Magnoliopsida; Solanales; Convolvulaceae
Source: the annotation of a GenBank genome assembly
GAAGAAAAGGGAAAAUUGAAAAUCUGCAGGAAAAUUGUUGGCAUCUGCAAGCGAUUACAGAACCGUUAUGGGGAAGAACGGCAGAUUCCCGGGCGUGAGCGAGGAGGUGCAGAAGCUGGUUGAUGCGGAAAUGGACUUCGUAGAUGCCAGGCGUCGUGCUCGCGAAGCUUUUAAGCAGAUUCAGCUCUCAGUCGACCAUGUUCUGUUCAAGACUCCUUCUGAAGGUUUAAAGAUGGAAGAGUCUUAUGAGAUUAAUUCAAGAGGACUAGAAAUUUUUUGCAAAAGUUGGCUUCCAGAGACACCCAAAGCAGUGAUAUGCUUUUGUCAUGGUUAUGGAGAUACUUGCACAUUUUUCUUUGAAGGUGUUGCACGGAAGUUGGCUAAUGCUGGAUAUGGAGUUUUUGCCAUGGACUAUCCUGGAUUUGGUCUUUCAGAAGGUCUUCAUGGCUAUGUACCAGAUUUUGACAAACUAGUUGAUGACGUCAUUGAGCAUUACUCAAAAAUUAAAGAAAAUCCAGAACUACAUGGUCUUCCAAGCUUCCUUUAUGGUGAAUCUAUGGGUGGAGCUGUAGCUCUGAAGGUGCACCUGAAACAGCCAGAUUCAUGGAGUGGGGCUAUUCUUUCCGCGCCUAUGUGCAAAAUUGACCAAGACUUGGUUCCACCAUGGCUGUUAACACAAGUUUUAAUCGGCGUGGCAAAAUUUCUACCUAAACAGAAGCUCGUUCCUCUAAAUAAUUUGGGUGAUUUGGCAUUUAGAGAAGCAAAUAAACGGAAGCAGGCAGCCUAUAAUAUCAUUGCGUAUAGGCAUAAACCACGUUUGAGAACGGCCUUGGAAUUAUUGAAGACUACCAAAGAAAUAGAGGAGUCACUAGAAAAGGUCUCAUUACCAUUAUUAAUCUUGCACGGGAAGAAAGAUUUAUUGACUGAUCCAUCAGUAAGCGAAGCAUUAUAUGAGAAGGCAAGCAGCAGUGACAAGAAGCUUAACCUUUACCAGGAGUCGUACCAUUGCCUGCUUGAGGGUGAGCCAGAUGAGAUGAUCCAAAAAGUCUUUGACGACAUGAUUUCUUGGCUGGACGAGCAUACUAAGGCACGUUAAUUGUUCCUUUUCACUUUCUUUGUGCACUUUUGCUAUUUUCUUGGGACAAGAAAGAUGGGAUUUGGGGCAGGCAAUGGCAUCACAUCUUUUGUUGUAUAUGGAGUACUUUGUAUUAUACUAGUAAUUUAUUUUCUUUGAUUAGAACAUAGAAGUCUCUGUAUUUCUGGGGCUGGUAAUAAGGUCUACUACAUACAUCUUGUCCCUAGUCUCUAUAUUCUUUGGUUUGGUUUGUUUUGUUUAAAUUCUUUGGAAGGAGUUGCGAAAGAUGCAUGCUCGAAAUAAUGUACAAGCUUUUGUUGUAAAGUUCAAACAUUUGAUAGAUAUAUUGUGUUUAUAUAAAGAGAACAUUAACUGUCUUGGAGAGCAUAUCAUUUGGAAUAAAGAGCAUUUUGAGGU